Guillardia theta CCMP2712 is the source of this 192-nucleotide messenger RNA. RefSeq lists its product as hypothetical. Gene Ontology annotation, biological process: intracellular signal transduction; cyclic nucleotide biosynthetic process. Lineage: Eukaryota; Cryptophyceae; Pyrenomonadales; Geminigeraceae. The annotation marks the transcript as partial. The transcript has a single exon. The record is from RefSeq and is a predicted model, not a curated record.
AUCGAGAUAAGGAAGAAAUUAAUGGAAAUGAAGAUUGCAACAAGCAUUGGCAUAACUUCAGGCAAAGCGUAUUCAGGAUUCGUCGGGAGCUCAUCUCGCAGGGAAAUGUGCGCCAUGGGGAGCAUGGUUAACAUGGCAGCGCGCCUGAUGUGCAAAGCUGUCGAACAUGAAAUCUUUGUUGAUUUGGAAACA